CUGGCCGAACGGCCCAAACCGACCGCUUGAUGAAACUAGAGAACGGUGAGGAUUUCAAAGCAUUCGACUUCCUUGAUCGUUUAGAUCACCUGCCAAGCUGAUCCUUCACUUUGCCUCCCUCUUUCGUUUCCUGGGAAAAAGAGAAAAGGAGGCGCCUCCCUCCUUCCCUCUUCCAUUCGAUGGAGGCACUCUUGUCUAAUCCCAGCACCCACCUGCUUCAUCUUCCUUCCCUCCCUCACAAGAAGGUUGCCUGUGAUCAUGGUUUUCCUGCCAAUCUCGCCCUUCCUACGACCAAAAACGCCAAUUCCGCCACCUCCCACAUCUCCAAACACCUAUUCCUGGCGUUGGCUAUUGCCAAGGGUCAAGAGCUCUCCCUUUCUGCACAACAGCCACCGUCCUCUCUUCCCCAAGAGAAUUCUUUAGAGCGUUCUGUCUCACUAGAGAAGGUCUCUUCUGAUUCAUUGCAGUAUCAAGCUGGGUACUUGGGUGGGGUCUCCGAAAGGACUAAAUCUGUGGUCGAGGGUGAUGAUGUAACGAGUGCCUCGUCCUACUUGAUCAGUAUCCUUUCUUCCAAGGUCUAUGAUGUCGCCAUUGAAUCGCCAUUGCAGUAUGCGGCGAAGCUUUCUGAGAGGAGCGGCGUCAAUAUAUGGCUCAAGAGAGAGGACCUGCAGCCUGUCUUCUCAUUUAAGUUACGUGGAGCUUAUAACAUGAUGGCCCAUCUCGCAAAAGAACAAUUAGACAGAGGAGUCAUCUGCUCGUCUGCUGGAAACCAUGCCCAAGGUGUCGCAUUGGCUGCUCAAAGAUUGAAUUGCCAUGCAGUGAUUGUUAUGCCUGUCACAACACCAGAAAUAAAGUGGAAGUCAGUUGAACGAUUAGGUGCAACAGUGGUUCUUGUGGGGGACUCGUAUGAUGAGGCACAAUCAUAUGCUAAGCAGAGAUGUCAACAAGAAGGACGAACAUUCAUACCUCCAUUUGACCAUCCAGAUGUUAUUGCAGGCCAAGGAACCAUUGGAAUGGAGAUUAUUAGGCAAAUGAAGGGCCCGCUGCAUGCAAUUUUUGUGCCUGUUGGUGGUGGUGGGUUAAUAGCUGGAAUUGCUGCCUAUGUCAAGCAGGUCAAACCUGAGGUAAAAAUAAUUGGCGUUGAGCCUUUUGAUGCAAAUGCAAUGGCAUUGUCCAUGUAUCAUGGCCAAAGAAUCAUGCUGGAGCAAGUAGGUGGCUUUGCAGAUGGUGUAGCGGUCAAAGUAGUUGGGGAAGAGACCUUUCGCUUGUGCAGGGGGUUGGUAGAUGGAGUGGUUCUUGUCAACCGUGAUGCCAUCUGUGCAUCCAUUAAGGAUAUGUUUGAAGAGAAAAGGAGCAUUUUAGAACCAGCAGGUGCUCUUGCCUUGGCUGGUGCAGAAGCAUAUUGCAAAUACUAUGGGUUAAAAGGUGAAUCAGUGGUUGCCAUAACCAGUGGAGCAAAUAUGAAUUUUGAUAGGCUGAGGCUGGUAACUGAGCUUGCUGAUGUUGGUAGGAAGAGGGAGGCUGUUCUGGCCACCUUCAUGCCAGAGGAGUUAGGAAGCUUCAAAACAUUUUGUGAACUGGUCGGUCCAAUAAACAUAACUGAAUUCAAAUACAGAUACGAUGGUAAUAGAGAAGAAGCUUUAGUUCUAUAUAGUGUUGGUGUUCAUGAAGUAAGUGAGCUCCAAGCAAUGGUUGGCCGCAUGGAAUCUUCUCAACUUCGAACCAUUGAUCUCACAAAUAAUGACCUUGCAAAAGAUCAUCUACGGCAUCUUAUGGGAGGUCGCUCAAAUGUAAAAAAUGAGCUGCUUUGUAGAUUUGUGUUUCCCGAGCGCCCUGGUGCCCUGAUGAAAUUCUUGGACUCUUUCAGCCCGCGUUGGAAUAUUAGUUUAUUCCACUAUCGUGCACAGGGUGAAAUGGGUGCAAAUGUGUUGGUGGGCAUCCAAGUUCCACCUGCAGACAUGGCCGAGUUCAAAGAUCGUGCUAAUGAUAUUGGAUAUGAGUAUGCCAUCGAGUUGGCAAAUGAAGCUUAUAGGCUUUUGAUGCAGUGAGUAUCAAGUAUGGACUUCCUCUUUAUCGACCGUUUUUCAUAUCAGUCGUUUAAUGUUGCUUCUUGUGCGGUGGGGAUUGACAGUCAUAGUCUAUCUUUGAAGGAAAAGAAAUAACCGUGUCUCGACCAUCUUUGGCUUUUGCUCGUACGAUUUUGUCCCAUAUUCAGAUGUAAUGUGGUACUCCUUUCUAAUGGUCAAUCAUCAAUAUGCUAUUUUUUU
This is a messenger RNA of Nymphaea colorata (pocket water lily), 2267 nucleotides long. RefSeq names its product threonine dehydratase 1 biosynthetic, chloroplastic-like. The transcript is spliced from 9 exons. Gene Ontology annotation, biological process: L-threonine catabolic process. The record is from RefSeq and is a predicted model, not a curated record. Bases 180 to 2048 code for a protein of 622 amino acids. Lineage: Eukaryota; Viridiplantae; Streptophyta; Magnoliopsida; Nymphaeales; Nymphaeaceae. Gene Ontology annotation, molecular function: pyridoxal phosphate binding; threonine deaminase activity.